Molecule: messenger RNA, 1587 nt
Organism: Vigna radiata var. radiata (mung bean)
Lineage: Eukaryota; Viridiplantae; Streptophyta; Magnoliopsida; Fabales; Fabaceae
Product: 1-acyl-sn-glycerol-3-phosphate acyltransferase 2
Exons: 11
Coding region: 153-1304 (383 amino acids)
Cellular component (GO): endomembrane system
Molecular function (GO): 1-acylglycerol-3-phosphate O-acyltransferase activity
Source: RefSeq, a predicted model, not a curated record
UGACUAAUAGAGAGCACGUUAUCAGAAGCAGACACAGUGGGAUACACGCACCUAGGUAGCCAUAGCAAGCAUCAGCGUAAACAAGAUCGACAACAGUGCAAGCAACAUCAUCAAUAUCAUCGACAAAUCGAAGUUUCAGAAAUCCGCUGGCUAUGACUGCUGCUGUUGUCGUCCCACUGGGCCUUCUCUUCUUCUCCUCUGGCCUCGUCGUUAACCUCAUUCAGGCAGUAUGCUACGUGUUUGUGCGGCCGGUGUCGAAGAAUUUGUACCGGCGGAUGAACCGGGUGGUGGCGGAACUGCUUUGGUUGGAACUUGUGUGGAUUAUCGAUUGGUGGGCCGGUGUUAAGGUCCAAGUAUUCACAGAUAGUGAAACUUUUCGUUUAAUGGGUAAAGAGCAUGCUCUUGUCAUAUCCAAUCACAGAAGUGACAUUGAUUGGCUUGUUGGAUGGGUUUUAGCUCAGCGUUCAGGUUGCCUUGGCAGCACUCUUGCCGUGAUGAAGAAAUCCUCUAAGUUUCUACCGGUUAUUGGUUGGUCAAUGUGGUUUUCUGAAUAUCUUUUCCUGGAGAGAAGUUGGGCAAAGGAUGAAAGCACGCUAAAGUUGGGCCUACAACAACUGAGGGAUUUCCCUCUUCCCUUUUGGUUGGCUCUAUUUGUAGAAGGAACUCGCUUUACACAGGCCAAACUAUUAGCUGCUCAGGAGUAUGCAGUCUCAGCUGGAUUGCCUGUUCCUAGAAAUGUUUUGAUUCCAAGAACUAAGGGUUUUGUUUCAGCAGUAAACCAUAUGCGCUCAUUUGUUCCUGCCAUUUAUGAUGUAACAGUGGCAAUUCCCAAGAGUUCACCUGCUCCUACAAUGCUAAGACUCUUCAGAGGAAAAUCUUCAGUGGUGCAUGUGCAUAUUAAGCGACAUAUGAUGAAGGAUUUGCCGGAAGAAAAUGAAGCUGUUGCUCAAUGGUGUCGAGAUAUAUUUGUGGCUAAGGAUGCAUUGUUGGACAAACAUAUAGCUGAGGACACAUUUAGUGACCAAGAGCUGCAGGAUACCGGUCGACCUGUAAAGUCUCUUGUGGUUGUCAUAUCUUGGGCUUGUGUGGUUGUAACGGGGGCCAUAAAGUUCCUUCAAUGGUCUUCACUACUAUCUUCCUGGAAGGGUGUUGCAUUUUCUGCAAUAGGUUUGGGAGUUGUCACUCUACUCAUGCACAUCUUGAUUAAGUUCUCACAAGCUGAGCGUUCAACCCCUUCCAAGGUUGCCCCAGCAAAGUCCCAGACUAGGGAAGAGCUAGAGGCUAGGGAUAACAAACAAGACUAGUUCACACAAGUUAUCUGAAUAUUCUAUACAUAGAUAGGGAAUUCUUCAGAGCUCAUAACUUGAACUUGAAAAUUGCACUUCUGUGGUUUAUCAAAAAAGUUGCAUUGACGUGUCUUUAAUUACUCACUAUUGUUUGUUUUGGAAUUCCACCUCGUAUGUGUUCAUUACUACGCAUAUACUACUCAUUAUUUUCAAAUUAAUUAGGAUGAAUUUGUAUAGACAAAUAUAUACGAAAGGCGUACUAAAUCCUACCUAACAUUGAACUAUUUUGGACACUUGUACA